This is a messenger RNA of Morone saxatilis (striped sea-bass), 1841 nucleotides long. RefSeq names its product arf-GAP with SH3 domain, ANK repeat and PH domain-containing protein 2-like. The coding region runs from base 111 to 1841 and encodes 576 amino acids. Lineage: Eukaryota; Metazoa; Chordata; Actinopteri; Moronidae. Gene Ontology annotation, biological process: positive regulation of GTPase activity. Gene Ontology annotation, cellular component: cytoplasm. The transcript is spliced from 18 exons. Gene Ontology annotation, molecular function: GTPase activator activity; protein binding. The record is from RefSeq and is a predicted model, not a curated record.
AGGUUCUGGACGUGGACAGAUCGGUUCUGUACAAGAUCAAGAAGUCGGUGAAAGCCAUCAACACGUCUGGUCUGGCUCAUGUGGACAAUGAGGAGCAGUAUAUUCUGUCCAUGGAGAAAUUUGGAGACAACUGCGUCUGCCGGGAGGACGCCGAGGUCGGCUCGGCCUUCCUCAAGUUCGCCGUUUUUACCAAAGAGCUGUCGGCGCUCUUCAAGAACCUGUUGCAGAACAUGAACAACAUCAUCACCUUCCCUCUGGACAGUCUGCUGAAGGGAGACCUGAAAGGAGUGAAAGGGGAUCUGAAGAAGCCGUUCGACAAAUCCUGGAAGGAUUACGAGACCAAGCUAGCAAAGCUUGAGAAGGAGAAGAGGGAGCACGCCAAGCAGCACGGGAUGAUUCGCACCGAGUUCAGCGGAGGAGAGAUCGCGGAGGAGAUGGAGAAGGAGCGACGACUCUUCCAGCUGCAGAUGUGCGAGUAUCUGCUCAAAGUGAACGAGAUCAAAGUGAAGAAAGGCGUCGACUUCCUCCAGAACCUCAUCAAGUAUUUCCACGCUCAGUGCAAUUUUUUCCAGGACGGACUGAAAGCUGUGGAGAGUUUGAAACCCUCCAUAGAGAAACUGGCUACAGAUAUGACGGCGAUAAAGCAGACUCAGGAUGGAGAGAGGAAACAGCUGACUCAGCUCCGGGACGUCCUCAAAGCGUCGCUGCAGUCCGAGCAGAAAGAGGACGCUCAGGCCAAACAGAACGCAGGUUACAGCCUCCAUCAGCUGCAGGGCAACAAGGCCCACGGCACCGAGUGGUCCGGAGUCCUCUACAAGAAGAGUGAGGGGCUGAGGAAGGUGUGGCAGAAGAGGAAGUGCUCGGUGAAGAACGGUUUCCUGACCAUCUGCCACGGCACGCCUAACAGACCUCCAGCCAAACUCAACCUGCUCACCUGUCAGGUGAAGAGGAAUCCAGAUGAGAAGAAGAGCUUCGACCUGUUCUCACACGACCGAACGUAUCACUUCCAGACGGAGGAUGAAGCCGAGUGUCAGAUCUGGGUGUCGGUGCUGCAGAACAGUAAAGAGGAGGCGCUGAACACAGCGUUCAAAGGCGACCAGAACGAAGGCGAGAACAACAUCGUACAGGAGCUGACCAAAGCCAUCGUAGGAGAGGUGAAGAGGAUGAGCGGCAACGACAGCUGCUGCGACUGCGGAGCUCCGGCUCCCACCUGGCUGUCCACCAACCUCGGGGUGCUGAUCUGUAUCGAGUGCUCGGGGAUCCACAGGGAGAUGGGGGUCCACUACUCCAGGAUCCAGAGUCUGGACCUGGACGUCCUGGGAACCUCCGAGCUGCUCUUGGCGAAGAACGUGGGAAAUGCCAACUUCAACGAUAUCAUGGAGGCAGAUCUGUCGGCGCAGAGCGUCACCAAACCUGAUCCGACCAGCGACAUGCAGAUGAGGAAGGACUACAUCACAGCGAAGUACACAGAGAAGCGUUUCGCUCAGCGGCAUUGUGCCGACGCCGACGCCAGACUGCGAGAUCUCUACGAGGCCGUCAGGAACAAAGACAUCCUGUCUCUGAUCCAGGUCUACGCCGAGGGGGUGGACCUGAUGGAUGCCAGCCCGCAGCCCAACGAACACGAACCUGGAGAGAUGUCCCCUGGCGGUCCUUGGCGACGGAACUCGUUCACAUCGUCGACUUCUCGACAAAACAGGCCGGGAAGCACGCAUCCUAACCAUAGGGCUGUCAUUAUCUAUUCUCUGUUACGACUUCAGAAAACAGGCAGGUGGACAGGUAGUAUGAGAAGGAAAGGAACCAGCGCCUGCAUCACCUUGGCCCCUCGCCUCGAUCGAGAGUGA